AUGGCUACAUCAAAGACAACACAAAACGAGCAACCGCCCACUGCCGAUCAGCAAACCGAUUCGUCCAACGCAAAUGAGUCAAAGCAAAUGACUAAGACUUCGAACGACAAGGAGCUCGACCGAUCUGGUGCAGAAUCUCAGCAGACCCCGAUUCAACCACAGACUCAGCAACCUGUCCAGCCAGUUAGUCAAGAGACUGGCAAGAGCAGUGCACCGCGUGUGAGAUUGGAUAUGGACCUCGACGUUGAGCUAGAGCUCAAAGCGAAGAUCAAAGGAGACCUCGAAUUAGCUAUCUUGGAGAACUAA
This is a messenger RNA of Fusarium sp. VM40, 306 nucleotides long. The record is from the annotation of a GenBank genome assembly. NCBI's taxonomy places the organism in Eukaryota, Fungi, Ascomycota, Sordariomycetes, Hypocreales, Nectriaceae.